Molecule: messenger RNA, 1243 nt
Organism: Schizosaccharomyces octosporus yFS286
Lineage: Eukaryota; Fungi; Ascomycota; Schizosaccharomycetes; Schizosaccharomycetales; Schizosaccharomycetaceae
Product: Sjogren's syndrome/scleroderma autoantigen 1 family protein
Exons: 2
Coding region: 708-1184 (158 amino acids)
Source: RefSeq, a predicted model, not a curated record
UUAAAGUAACGUAAAGAUGCCAAGUAUACGUGGCGCUUAUAUAGGAAGCAAUAGCAUGUUGAGAUCCGUUGCUGGAAGGAAUUGGUCGGUAAAUUACCAAUUUAUUUACAUUGACAGUAUUUCAUAUUCAAAUGAUGCCGAAAGUAUGGAAUAAAUCCGUAAACGGACGAGACGGUAUGGUAUCGUCGGUAGUUAUGUGAGUGUAUGUCGGAAUUUUUUCAAAGGUGAGCAGAAAGGAAAACAUUCACUUAAAUGAAAUUCUCGCUUUUAUAUUUUUCAGCCAUUUGUUGCGAUUUUGCAUCUAACGUCAGUUGGAUGAACAGUUGAAAAGACUUAUUAAAAUAGUGACAUGUCUUCAGAGAUCCGAAUAGACAGUUGGAUUUAAGAAAGGUGGACUAUUGCUCCUUUUCAUUAGCAUGGCUUGGAUAUACAAUUGACUACUGUGUUUGCCUUUACAUGGUAGCAUCGCAUCUACAGUUGGCAUGAAUUUUUAGUUUUUCUAUAUUUGUUUGUUUAAAAGAAGAUUUCUCUUUUUUUAUUGUUAUAAGAUAUUUCAAGCAUCGCUCUUGGAUUUACUCUUUACUCUUGGGUCGAGAAAUUAUUCUACAGAAAAAGCAAACUCUUUCUCACCAGCUAGCGUUUCUGUUGUAUCGCACCUGUUGCAAUUUUUUCUGAGUUCCGAAUAUAAAUUUUUGAAUAAUUAUAAAAUGACCAUGAUUAACGAUGAUGUUUCGAAAGAAUUAGGAAAUUAUAUGUUACGAGGAUAUACUCUUCUCGACACUGUUUGUCCUGAAUGUCAAAAGGUUCCUAUGAUGAGGUUGAGAGACCAACCCAUGUUUUGCGUUGCAUGCAUUGACAAACCAAAACCAGAGCAAUUGAAAGAAGAGGACUUAACACUACAUGAACCAUCAUUAUUAGAAAGCUUUCCUCAAGGACCUGAUACUGUACAGCAACAAAAGGGUUCUUCUUCUCGGACAAACAUUGAAACUCAACAAGUUCAGAUGAAUCAAUCUUCUCAAAGAAAGCGAGAAUCCGUCUAUGUGAAGCUUGCUGAUGAGCUGGAAUCUCAGCUGGAAGAUUUCCUGCCAAUUCCUCACGAUGAAUCUCGAGAAGUCGCCUUCCAACAAAUUGAACGUAUUCUCCAGCUCAUUGAACUCACUAAAAACUUACAAGCCAAAAAGUAGUUUAUUACUUUAGACGAAAAAUAAAAUUAUGAUUCAAAAAUGGGUUCAUUUUCUCGUUA